This is a messenger RNA of Bactrocera latifrons, 9557 nucleotides long. RefSeq names its product furin-like protease 2 (gene Fur2). Gene Ontology annotation, biological process: protein processing. Gene Ontology annotation, cellular component: Golgi membrane; trans-Golgi network. The transcript is spliced from 18 exons. The record is from RefSeq and is a predicted model, not a curated record. Lineage: Eukaryota; Metazoa; Arthropoda; Insecta; Diptera; Tephritidae. Gene Ontology annotation, molecular function: serine-type endopeptidase activity. Bases 2452 to 8055 code for a protein of 1867 amino acids.
UUUACGAACGGUUYGUUUCGUUUGACGGAAUCGCGUGUAGUGUCCGUAUUGUCGUUGAAUCGCAUUCGCAAGCAUCGCACGCUAACCUCGUGUACGGUUCGUUCUCGUUUUUUUGUAAGCCUACGAAAUUAUUGAAAAAUAUCUACAUAUUGUGCAAAUAUUAGCGCUUAUAUGAAGUAAAUGAACAAAAGUGUUAAUAAUUUGAUUAAAAAAAUUAUGAUAAAGUGUGUUAAAGUGCUAUACUGAGUGCGCGUUUUUUCGCAAAUAUCCCAUUGCCAAUACGAGCCCUUGAUCGGUGCAGUCGACGCGACAGCAGCCAGCAGCCAGAUUUGGUGACUUCGUGCGUCUUUUUAACGCUACACACGGCAUCGUUGUAUAUUUCGUGACGGUCCAGCGGCAACGCCAGUUCUGCUGUAAGCCAGUCAGUGAGUCAGUCAGGCAGCCAGCCAUCUCGUUCGCAAAACCGAGUAUAUCAGUUGGCAAAAAACUUAUUUCGAUUUCGUAUCCGUUUAUAUUGUUGUCGGCGGCAUCGUCAUUACGACACAUUUGAGCUCUGCUGCUUCAUUUUCGUUUGCGGCCGAAAUCUUUUCGUGCGUGUCGGUGCAUUUGUGUAAUGUCAACGUCAACACCUGACUGAAAGAACAAAAGCAACAAAAAAACUUGAGAAAGGCUGCUGUUGCCGGAAAGCGAACACUACGCUGUAUAAAAAACCAAAGCAACAAAAACAAAAUAAGUUAAGUAACCGAGACUCGAGGCAACGAAAUCGAACACUUGCUUAAAAUCAGACAGAAAUAAAAAAAUGCCACAAAACAAAAACAAAAAAAUCUUGAAAAAGUAAACAAGCAAACAAUAACAAAAAUAUAUAAAGAAAAUAUGAAAAUUCUUUUCACACAACUUUUGUCGUUUGUCAGUCUUAUAAAGUAAUAAAGCGAACGAAAGCGAGAGCAAAAAAAAAAAAAAAAGUUCUCUAAAAAUAAAAAUAAAAGCUGUUGCAGGAAAGCAAAAGUGUGUAAGUGAAGUUCUGUGCAGAACAGACGUUCAGACGGACGUUCCGAUAAAAAUAAUAUUGUAAUAUUAGCAACACAACAAGAACAACAACAACAACAUACGUGCGUUGUAACUGCAGUUAUAGUCGCGCCAAUAAUAAGCGGAAGCGCGUUGCUGCUGUUAUUAAUAUUUUCAAGCGUGUAUUCUUUUGUUUUUGCGUAAUUUUCUCUAUCUUUUCGUUGCUUUGUCGCGAUUGUCGUUAUUUCACUGCCAAUCUGUCGACCACCUUACAAGCGUUCGGACGUGAUUCGUAAGUGCGCGUGAAUUUGCAUUGCCUGCCGACCAGCGCGAGUGUGAGGCGGCGCAAAAUCAAUAGCGCGCAUUGUGAAAAAGCGUGAAAAUUUUCACACAAGGUAAAUGUGAGUGAAAUUAAAAAAAAAAGAAGAGCGCAAAUAGAUAAUUACGUGACGAAAAUAAAAGACAACUCAGCUGAUAUUUGAUUUGUCUUUGCAUGCGGCAAAACGUAAUCGAUUUGAGUUCAUUAUUUAAGCUUGAUUAGCUCUCGCUGGAUGUGCGGACAUUCCAAAAAAGGUAGUGAGCACCAUUAAACGUGAAAGUUCAACGGUCGCGUAACGGUUGUUUGAGAAAGUGCUGCGAAAAAAAUAUACAACAGAGAGUUCGUUCUUUCCUUCUUUCAACAAAAAAAAUAAAAAAAAAAGAAAAAAAUUGUGCCAACUGCAAUCCAAACUAACCGAUUCACCGCCACAUCUUUUACGCAUAAUUUUUAUUGAAUUUCUCCCUACGCUCUUUCCUCACGCCGCAAAGCUAAUAACCUCUGCCAUUGUCGCAUUGCUCCUGUACCCACCCAGCCACAUUGAAGUGUGACAGUUCAAGCACUCAAAGACGAGCUUUGAAUUUCGUAUUCAACAUUUAACCAGCUGUUGCCAUCACCAUUGUGUCGCCAUCAUUGUCACAGGCGUUGCCGACACGAGUCGCCAUUGUCACGCUGUGUGAAUAGUGUUCUUUGGAAAAACCUACAAACACAUCACUUUUUUGCGUUUGCCAGUUUUGUCUUUACUUCGUUUAAGUUGAAAAAUUACGCUGUAACUGAAAGUCGCACGCAUUCCGAUUUAUGCUGAAAAUGUAUUCGAACGCAGGAUAGCAGCGCUUGCCUAACAACCAACUUCAGCAACAACUAAAAUUUCGCAAAUUUUUCUUUUUUAUUUCGACUACGCUAUAAAUACCGCACGCAUGUGGCAACGGAAUUCGACGCAACAACCGCAACAACACCACACAAUUUGCAUUUUAGACACAAUAAUAUUUACGAAAACAACAAUACCAAAGGCAACAAAUUGCAACAGGCGGAAUUGAUAAGUGCACGUACACGUACACAAACAACAACUCACGCCCCCACCCCCCCGAAACCCCCCAAGAACGACAACAACGUGCGUGUCAAAGGCAACUAUGCAUUUGACACACCACAACAACAACGAUGAUGAAUGUGACAAUUCAAUAUCAUCAAUAAAGGCGACAACUGCAGCAACAAACACUUGCCACACACGUUGCAACGCAGGCAAACUGCAGCAACAACAUCGACAACAACAACUAAAUCAGCAACUGCAACAAAGUGUGAGUGGGAGCAGGCAUAAUAAGCUUAGCGGCGGUGGUUGCCACACUGCAGCAACACAGCAACGGCAAAAUGUUGCACAAAUACGAAAAUGGUGCGAACGACCACGAGUGUCAGAAGCACAACGCCAGCGGCCAACAAGCACGCCUGCAACAACAACUACGCGUUUAGCCGCGAGCAAACGCAACGUGUGGACCCAUGAUGCCCGCAACACAUUGGCCACACUGCUACAAAGUAGCAACUUUUUUACUUAUGCUUUUGUUGUUGUAAUAUUUUUAAGCAGCUACAGUGUGGCAAGUGUGCGCGCUGACAGCGAUAGCGCCACCGGCACGCCCAGCAACAACCCAGCGCCAAUUAGUCAAAUUGUAAAUACAAAUAGCAACAACAGCAACAACAGCGGCAGCAGCAGCACCACCACCAGCAGGAGUAGUAACGAUCCAGCUGGCAGUAAUUAUCGCGAUAUGCCGAAGCACCGCAAAGCGGACGCCUAUGAAUAUGAUGUUAUUAACAAUAAAAACAACAACAACAACAAUAAUGARAAUAUUAAUAAAAAUUACAACCACAACAACACGGCUGUCAACAUCAUACUAAGUGAUUAUAGUGAAGCCUUCGCCAGCCUGGUGGCCGCGGGGCCACUAAAUGACGCCAACAACAACAACACCAGCAGCAGCAGCAACAGCAACAGCGCCGAGAGUGCCACACUCAACAAUGUUACUACAGCAUUGCCGGCCGGCGCAGUGUCUAAUGAUGAUGAUGCGCCGUUCGAGCUGUCCGAUGAGCUGUUGGAUAGCCUGCGUGGCACGCACAGCUUGCCGCAGCAACCGAUGUAUACGAACGACUUUGCGGUGCACAUACCAGCUGGCAGGCAAAUGGCCGACUUAAUUGCCAAUAAAUAUGGAUUCAUCAACGAAGGCCAGGUUGGUUCCUUAAAAGACUACUAUCUCUUCCACCAUCGUCGUGUCGUUAAGCGUUCUUUGCGUAUCAGUAGCGAACACCAUAGCGCCUUAAAUUCCGAACCCGAGGUCCGAUGGAUGCAGCAACAGCAUGAAAAGUUGCGUAAAAAACGUGAUGGUUCCUAUACCACUCUACCAGGCUACAGCCCUUACGAUGUGAUACGACCCGGCGCAGGUUUUGUCAGCGCACCAGGUUCCCGCCUAGCAUAUCACCCGACUGCGUCAGCGCGCAGCAGCUCGGCUUUAUUGUCACGCGCUUCACGCAUACAAUAUCGCGCUGUCACAUCGCAUAACAUCUUUCCCGAUCCUCUUUUCAAGGAACAGUGGUACUUGAAUAGUGGCGCCAAAGAUGGUCUCGAUAUGAAUAUCGGGCCCGCCUGGCAAAAAGGCUACACCGGCAAAGGCGUUGUUGUUUCCAUACUCGACGACGGCAUACAAACGAAUCAUCCUGACCUUGCACAAAAUUACGACCCUGAUGCAUCUUUCGAUAUUAACGGUAACGAUUCGGAUCCCACACCACAAGAUAACGGUGACAACAAACACGGCACCAGAUGUGCAGGUGAAGUGGCGGCGGUUGCAUUUAACAACUAUUGCGGUGUAGGCGUGGCAUAUAAUUCGAGUAUUGGCGGCGUCCGCAUGUUGGAUGGCAAAGUGAAUGAUGUGGUCGAGGCGCAGGCAUUGAGUUUAAAUCCAUCACAUAUUGACAUCUACAGCGCCUCUUGGGGUCCCGAGGACGACGGCUCAACUGUUGACGGACCUGGGCCGUUGGCGCGGCGCGCUUUCAUCUAUGGCGUCACCAGUGGGCGACAAGGCAAAGGUUCCAUAUUCGUUUGGGCGUCGGGCAAUGGUGGUCGCUACACGGAUUCGUGCAAUUGUGAUGGCUAUACGAAUUCCAUUUUCACACUGUCCAUUUCGAGUGCAACACAAGGCGGUUACAAACCCUGGUACCUGGAGGAAUGCUCUUCCACACUCGCCACCACUUACAGCUCCGGCACGCCAGGCCAUGAUAAAAGCGUUGCCACCGUCGAUAUGGAUGGACGCCUGCGACCCGAUCACAUAUGCACUGUCGAACACACUGGCACUUCCGCCUCUGCGCCACUAGCUGCAGGCAUCUGCGCACUCGCACUCGAAGCCAAUCCGAAUCUCACUUGGCGUGAUAUGCAAUAUCUCGUAGUCUAUACCUCACGUCCCAGUCCGUUGGAGAAGGAAAGUGGUUGGAUUUUGAAUGGUGUCAAGCGAAAGUACAGUCACAAGUUCGGUUAUGGGCUGAUGGAUGCUGGCGCCAUGGUUAGUUUGGCCGAGCAAUGGACAACUGUACCGCCGCAGCAUAUUUGCAAGUCGCGUGAAAAUAAUGAAGAUCGUAAAAUUGAGGGUUCGUACGGCUAUACGCUGGCCACGCACAUGGAUGUGAAUGGUUGUGCGGGCACGAUCAAUGAAGUACGCUAUCUGGAGCAUGUACAGUGUCGCAUCACUUUGCGUUUCUUCCCGCGUGGCAAUCUACGCAUACUGCUCACUUCGCCAAUGGGUACGACCAGCACGCUGCUGUUCGAGCGACCACGUGACAUUGUCAAGUCGAACUUUGAUGAUUGGCCUUUCUUGAGUGUGCACUUCUGGGGCGAAAAAGCCGAAGGACGCUGGACACUGCAAGUGAUAAAUGGCGGACGUCGACACGUCAAUCAGCCAGGCAUACUCUCCAAGUGGCAACUGAUCUUUUACGGCACCGCUGUGCAGCCUAUGCGUUUAAAGAGCGAUCUGAUGCAGCAACAGAUGCGCGUUUCGGCCGGCAUUAAUCCUUACACCUAUCCAACCGAGUCGGAUUUGGGUCAACCACCUAACGAGGGUGGCUACUAUAAUGCCGAUCAAUUUGCUGGUUAUCUGAAUUUCCAAAAUCUCUUCACCGGCGCUGGCUCGAAUCCUGAACAAGCGGUCGCUACGGUGGAUGGCCACAAUAUACCCACACCUCAGCGCCAGAACGUGAUGGCUGACUCGAAUAACAAGCUAGUUUUGCACGAUUGUGAUCCCGAGUGUGAUUCACAGGGUUGCUAUGGCCGUGGCCCGACACAAUGCGUUGCCUGCAAGCAUUAUCGGCUGGACAACACCUGUGUCAGCCGCUGUCCACCGCGUUCCUUUCCCAAUCAGGGCGGCGUUUGCUGGCCUUGUCAUGAGUCUUGCGAAACGUGCGCUGGUGCUGGACAGGAUAGCUGUCUGACAUGUGCGCCAGCUCAUCUGCAUGUCGUCGAUCUGGCUGUGUGUCUGCAAGUCUGUCCGGAUGGUUACUAUGAAAAUUAUGACAACAAAACAUGUGUGCCAUGCGAAGCUAACUGCGCCUCGUGCCAAGAUCGUCCUGACUAUUGCACCAGCUGUGAGCAUCAUUUGGUUAUGCACGAACAUAAAUGUUACUCGGCUUGCCCUCUCCAUACAUACGAAACCGAAGAUUACAAUUGCGCGUCGUGCCAUUCAUCUUGUGCCACUUGCAAUGGUUCCGCCGAAUCGCAAUGCAUCACGUGUCGUUCGGGUCGCUUUGCCUACGACGGCAAAUGUUUAAACAAUUGCCCGGACGGUUACUAUGCGGACAAAAAACGUCAAGAAUGCGUUGCGUGCCCCAUCGGUUGUGCAACAUGUAGCAGCAAUGGAUUUUGCUUGACGUGUCGCGAAAAUUGGACGCGCAACAAGAAGGGCAAAUGCAUUGUCACCGGCAGUGAGAAUUGCGAUGAAUCCGAGUACUACGACAACAACCACUGUCAUCCCUGUCACUCCACGUGCGAAACCUGCGAUGGACCCACCGAAACGAAUUGCCUCUCGUGUCCGCAAAGUCUACUGCUCCAAUCGAGUCGUUGCGUCAGCAGCUGUGACGACGGCUUCUACAUGGAGGCGGGCGUGUGCGCCAAGUGCUUGCACACCUGCACACAGUGCGUGUCGCGCAUGAACUGCACCGCCUGCGCCAAGGGAUUGCAGCUGCAGAGCGGCGAGUGUCGCACAACCUGUGCUGAUGGCUACUACAGCGAUCGUGGCACCUGCGCCAAGUGUUACCUCAGCUGUCACACCUGCAGCGGACCGCGACGCGACCAAUGCGUUCAGUGUCCGUUAGGUUGGCAGCUGGCCGGCGGCGAGUGUCACCCGGAGUGUCCGGAGGGUUUCUACAAAUCCGAGUUUGGCUGUCAGAAGUGUCAUCAUUAUUGCAAAACUUGCAACGGCGCCGGCCCACUCGCCUGCACUUCCUGCCCGCUGCAUUUCAUGCUCGACGGCGGCCUGUGCAUGGAGUGCCUGGGGUCGCAGUAUUACGACUCGCCCACGCAAACGUGCAAAACCUGCCAUGACUCGUGCCGUUCCUGCUCCGGCCCCGGCCAGUAUUCGUGCAAAACGUGCGCUUUCCCAUUGCAUUUGGACCGUUUGAAUAAUCAAUGUGUGCCGUGUUGUCCCACCGAUGCGGCACCGGAGGAUCAGUCAUGCUGUCAUUGUGAUAAGGAUACCGGCGGCUGCAUCAAUGCCUCGCCGGCGGGCAAGCGUCGCAUCGCCGCCGCUGCUGAGCAACAACAGUUCGGCAGCGCUUACAGUGGUGGUCUGUAUGGUGGCUUUUUGGAUGAGGAUGCGUCCGGUAAUGUAGGCAGUUUCUUUUCGCGUAUGAGCUCACCGCUGACUGCAAUUACGGCUGUUGCUGUGGCCGUCUGUCUGACGAUUGUUACCAUUGUUGUGGUCGUUUUUGCUGUGCUACAGCGCUCAAGCAAUGCUCGCGAUGCCAUUCGCUACAACAAAAUACCAAAUAAAUCGGAGAAGAAACGAGGCGGCGGAGGUGGACCACGAAAUGCGGCAGCAGCCAAGCUACUCAAAGCAGAUGCCGAAUCAAAUCAGAACGAGGGCGCAGCUAAUGAUGAUUACGACGAGGACGAGGAGGAAGAGGACGAUGAUGGUUACGGCUAUCGCGAUGAUUGCGACGAAGUGAAUGAGCGGUCAGCAAUGGAUACCGAAGAGGUGUACGUCAACGAACUGGAUAUGCCAACGGUAGACUACAGAGGCAAAGUAGUUGCAACAGCAACAAAAACAACACCAAAAAGCGCAACAGCCACAGCGAAGUCGGUGGCAGGCAACUCAGCAAUGCUGGGUGAUAUCGACGACAUCGAAUACUAUUGUCGCGGCACGAAAGCAAUACUGCAACAACAACAACAACAGCAGCAACAGUCACUAAUAACUGGCGCAACGACUGCUGCUAGCGACAGCGUACACGAGAUAAAUGAGCUGCAACAAAUUAUGCGUCAGCAGCGCAAAACGGGCGGCAACAACAACAGCAGCAAAAACAACGCCAGCAACGGUAGCCUGAACCGCAAUGUGCCACCACGAUUGCCAUUUCUGAAACGCAUCGAAACGCAACGGCAACAACAACAACAACAACAGGUGACGCCAAAUGGCGGUUUGAAGCGCUCACCGACAGCGUCGACGGCGACGGCGGCGACAACCAACAACCGUGUGCUGAGCACCAACGAAAGGACAUAGGAGUAAAGCACGCGUUGCGUUGUUAACAAGCAAGUAAUGUAAUUGCGUUUGUGAUUGUGUAUAAAGCGACAACAAAAACAAAAACAAAAAAACUGAAAAUUGUAAAAAAAUUAGUAGCUAAAAGCCUUUUAUUAGUAAAAUGAUUUAUAUAUAUAUAAAUUCACUAAACUGAAAAGUAGAAGAAACGAAAAGGUAGAAUAAUGAAAGCAACUAUUUAAGUGGAAUUAGUGCGUACUGAGGUAUUAGGGUGCGCAUAAUUAUAAAUAUAAACAUAUAUAAAUGAAUGCUAAACCAUAAUAGUAAUAGCAAUAAGUGAUGAUAUCGGGUACGUUAACAAAACUUUUACAAAAGCCACGAUUUUUUAUUCGAUUUGAAAAGUAAAUUUUUCUGAAAAAAUUUUGAAAAUUACUAAAAAGUUUUAGUCUGAACAGAAACUACGUAAAAGCAUGCUACAACAAAGUGCUUUUGCGGAUAUGUAAAAAAGAAAUUAAUGCAAAUAAUUUGUGUUUCUGUUGUUAAUUCUAUUUCUGUUAGUAAUUCAGUUACCCUUUUCUGUGAAGCAUUAUGUUUGUACGGUUACGUAUGCAAAUUUUUGAAACAAAUAAUUUCUCUUUCUGGUCAAAUUCAGUUUCCGUUGUUAAUUCUGUUUCUGUUAAAAAUUCUGUUUUUCUUCGUAAACCUUUUUCUGCUUAUAAAUUUGUUGCUGAUCGCUUCUUGGCUUACACGCAUAUCUGUCUAUGCAGUUUUAACUGCGCUUAUUCAUAUGCGUACAUCUCUCUAUAGAAAUAGGAGCAGAAAACAAUAAUAUGAAAACUUACUUUUGCAACAGAAAACAUCUAAAUUUUAUUUAUGGCUUAUUAAUGGAUGUACGAGUAUUGCUUGUUUGCUCAUUUAUUUCGGCCCAAUAUCUCAAGAUUUAUGUAUGAUAUAUGUUUUAUUUUUUUCCACAACAACAACUAAAUAUUAAUAACUACAACCUAAAACAGCAAAAAUAUUAACCACAAACUAUCCACGUGUAAAUAAUUUAAAAAAAAGUAUAUACUACAUAUAAACUUAAAACAUAUAAACUUUCUAACUGCUUGUGUGCAGACUUUGCAAGCAGAAAAUUGAGGUCACCGUGUCACCAGAAACAAAAGAAAAAACUCACUUUGCACUACCAAUACUUUCCACCAAUUUUUUUCUUGAAAACUUUUAUAAAAAAAUACGAAAUAAUAUAAUAAAAUCAAAAUUUGCAGUUCACUUGCACCUCUAAGCUAAACUAUACAACGCUGCUUUCAUUGGUUAUAAUUUUGUAUAUAUAUUUAAAUGUAAAAUGCCUAUUUUAGUUAGCUCUUUUAUAUAUUAAAAAUAAUAUUUUUUUUAGUAAUUUUAUGGGCUGCUGUAACUUUAUUCAGCGCCUGCAUCUUUUAGUAAAGCCUAUUUUGUUGUAAUUUCCUUUACCCUUUAUUUCUAAUGCACUGUCUGUAUGCUAAAUAUCUUAUAAAAAUGUUCUCUAUUAUUUA